CGAUCACUGCUCAGACGUUCGCCAAACUCGAAGGUGUGCAGACGACCUGGGUGAACACACAAAUAGUGCAAAAUGAGUCGUCUAUUAACCGUGUUUCUGGCGCUCUUCGCGAUCGCUGGCGGCUUUGGUGCUGUGAAUGCUCGUGAAGGUUACGGUCCUGGUGAUCAGGAUUGGGGCUUUGUGGAUGUGCGCACCGGAGCUCACAUGUUCUAUUGGCUGUACUACACCACCGCCAAUGUGACCAGCUACACACAACGUCCGCUUGCCAUUUGGCUGCAGGGAGGACCAGGAGCUUCAUCCACCGGCUAUGGCAACUUUGAGGAAUUGGGUCCCUUGACAUUGGAGGGCGUUCCUCGCGAAUGGACCUGGGUGAAGGACAUGAAUGUCCUUUUUAUUGACAAUCCCGUUGGUUCGGGCUUCAGCUAUGUGGAUAGCUCUGCCUAUUAUACGACAACAAACAAGGAAAUCGCCUUGGACCUGGUUGAGUUCAUGAAGGGUUUCUAUGCUCUGCAUCCGGAAUUCAAAACCGUUCCUCUGCACAUCUUUUGCGAAAGCUAUGGCGGAAAAAUGUCUCCAGAAUUUGCUCUAGAGCUUUACUAUGCCAUAGAACGCAAGGAGAUUGAGAGCAAUCUGAAAUCUGUGGCUUUGGGUGAUCCCUGGACAUCUCCCAUUGAUUCGGUGCUCGCCUGGGCACCUUUCCUGCUGCAGAUGGGCAUUGUGGAUCAAAAUGGACACGAUAGCAUCGAGUCGGCUGCCUUGAGGACCAAGAAUUACGUGGACAGGGGCCUUUGGACUUUGGCGACGAUGCAAUGGAGUUUGACGCAAUCGGUUGUGUUGCGUGAAUCGAAGGGUGUGGAUUUCUACAAUGUGGAGACUCCUACACGCGGCGAUGCCUACUCGAGGCAGAUGGCUUUGUUGACGCCCGAAGAACGCAUGAUUCGAACUUUGGUGCACUUCGACAUCGAUGAGAAUCGCGAUCAGAUGCUGUCGGAUCUGAUGACGGGUCCAGUCACCGCAGCCUUGAACAUCACCACUGGCGUUCUUUGGGGAGCGCAGAGUGGCGCCACCUUCUCAGCGCAGAUGGGCGACUUCAUGAAGCCAGUUGUGCACAUUGUUGAGGAACUUUUGAACAAUACUACACUGAAAGUGGGCGUAUUUUCGGGUGGCUUGGAUCUGAUUUGCGCCACGCCCGGCACCGUCAAUUUUAUUGCUGACAUGCAGUGGAUCAAUAGGACCGAAUAUUUGGCCACUCCGCGUGUGGGCAUCAAUGUGGAUGGUGUGCUCGAGGGAUACGAGAAGACUGCUGGCAACUUCAGCAUGUUCUGGAUUAAUCGCUCUGGCCACAUGGUCCCAGCUGAUAAUCCUCAAGCCAUGUCCCACAUUCUGCGCUAUUACACCAACUACGGUUAAAUAAUAUUUGUGUACACAUAAAUACAUAUGUAUGUAAUGCAAAUAAAUAUGUAUAUGUAAAUUUA
Molecule: messenger RNA, 1475 nt
Organism: Drosophila nasuta
Lineage: Eukaryota; Metazoa; Arthropoda; Insecta; Diptera; Drosophilidae
Gene: hiro
Product: highroad
Exons: 4
Coding region: 73-1410 (445 amino acids)
Biological process (GO): proteolysis
Molecular function (GO): serine-type carboxypeptidase activity
Source: RefSeq, a predicted model, not a curated record